AUGCUUUCCAAGGACUUCCUGGUGGGCAGCAUGGCCGCAGCGCUCAGCAAUACGGCGGUGGCGCCUAUAGAGCGAGUCAAGCUCUUGCUCCAGGUACAACAUGCAAGUCAACAGAUUGCUGCUGAUAAACAGUACAAAGGAAUCAUCGACUGUGUGGUUCGCAUUCCUAAAGAGCAAGGAGUAUUAUCCUUUUGGUGUGGAAACUUGGCCAAUGUCAUCAGAUACUUCCCCACUCAGGCACUCAACUUUGCCUUCAAGGAUAAGUAUAAGCAAGUGUUCUUGGGAGGAGUAGACAAGCAGACACAGUUCUGGAGGUAUUUUGCUGGUAAUCUGGCUUCUGGAGGUGCAGCUGGAGCUACAUCUCUCUGCUUUGUCUACCCGUUAGAUUUUGCAAGAACCCAUCUGGCUGCUGAUGUUGGAAAGGCUGGUGCUGAUAGAGAAUUCUCCAGUUUGAGCAAUUGUUUAGCAAACAUUUUCAAGUCUGAUGGCCUACAUGGCUUAUAUCAAGGGUUCAAUGUCUCUGUCCAGGGUCUAACAAUCUACAGAGCUGCCUACUUUGGAAUUUAUGACACUGCAAAAGGUAUGCUUCCAGAUCCUCGGAACACACAUAUUGUGAUAAGUUGGAUGAUUGCACAGACAGUAACUGCAGUGGCCGGUGUGAUGUCUUAUCCCUUUGACACAGUGUGGCGUCGUAUGAUGAUGCAGUCUGGGCGUAAAGGCGCUGACAUAAUGUACUCUGGAACAAUUGACUGUUGGAAGAAGAUAGCAAGAGAUGAAGGUGGAAAAGCUUUCUUCAAGGGCACGUGGUCUAAUGUUCUGUGA
Molecule: messenger RNA, 822 nt
Organism: Eublepharis macularius
Lineage: Eukaryota; Metazoa; Chordata; Lepidosauria; Squamata; Eublepharidae
Product: ADP/ATP translocase 2-like
Exons: 1
Coding region: 1-822 (273 amino acids)
Biological process (GO): mitochondrial ADP transmembrane transport; mitochondrial ATP transmembrane transport
Cellular component (GO): mitochondrial inner membrane
Molecular function (GO): ATP:ADP antiporter activity
Source: RefSeq, a predicted model, not a curated record